Thamnophis sirtalis is the source of this 805-nucleotide messenger RNA. RefSeq names its product centrosomal protein 20 (gene CEP20). Gene Ontology annotation, biological process: cilium assembly; microtubule anchoring. Gene Ontology annotation, cellular component: centrosome; ciliary basal body; motile cilium. The record is from RefSeq and is a predicted model, not a curated record. Gene Ontology annotation, molecular function: protein binding. Lineage: Eukaryota; Metazoa; Chordata; Lepidosauria; Squamata; Natricidae.
UCCCAAGAUGGCGACGGUGGCGGAGCUGAAAGCGGCCCUGAAGGAGGCGCUGGGUCGGAGCGGGGCGCUGGGGCAGGUGCGCGCCCGCGUCCGGGCAGAGGUCUUCGCCGCGCUGGACGACCCGGGCGAGCCGCGCCCCGCCGCCCCCCGAGAGACGCUCCUGCUGAACGAGCUGAUCCGCGAAUACCUGCAGUUCCAGCGCUUCCACUGCAGCGCCUCCGUCUUCCUGGCCGAGUCCGGCCAGCCCGAAAUCCCCUUGGACCGAGAUUUCCUCGCCAAGGAGCUGCACGUCGUGGAGGACACCAGCAGCAGAUCCGUGCCACUUUUAUAUGGAAUUCUAACUCAGCUGUUACAAGGCAGCGAAGAGAAGGCCCCCCCACACGUCCCCCAGAGGCCCCUCGGUGGCACCUUCAAAGUGGACCACCAGAAAGCCAUCUAAUUGAAUGAGUACAGCACACGCGAACCGACAGACCUGUGUAUAUAUUAAUAAUACUUUAUUAAAGAUAUAUGCUGCCUGACUCUCGAGUGACUUUGGGCCGUUCAGAAGUUACAGGGAAAUCAGUGAACGGUGGAGCCAAGGGUCUUCCUCACCAAACACCUGGGAGAAGAGCUAAGGCUCUUUUAAACAACGCUUGUCUGUCUUUGAGUCACCACAUUGCAGUCUGUGCUUGGACACUGAUGCGUUAAUGGCUUUAUCUUAACUUUCAGAAACUGUUGCAGACUCGGAACGUGGUGUGAGGCUUUUGAAGAUACAUGGGUUUCACAAGACAUCCAUAAAUAAAGUAACCGCAUUUUUUUAUGAGUA